AUGACUGUCUCGACCGCAACGCCCAAGCUUUUCCAGCCCAUCAAGGUUGGCAACAUGCAGCUCGCGCACCGCGUCGUCUUCGCGCCCUCGACGCGCUUCAGGAACGACAAGAACCAUGUCCCCCUUCCGAUUGUCAAGGAGUACUACCGCCAGCGCGCAAGCGUACCGGGAAGCUUCAUCAUCUACGAGGCCGCGGUCGUCGCACCCAAGGCGGCGGGCUUCGGUAACGCCGCCGCUAUCUGGUCCGACGAGCAGGUGGCGGCGAUGAAAGAGAUUGUCGCCGGCAUCCACGAGCAAGGCUGCUACGUCUUCCUCCAGAUCGCCGCCACCGGCUUCUCCGCCCGCCUCAACUAUCUCGCCGAGGACGACCCCAACGCGGACUACAUCGGCGCGUCCGAUAUUCCUCUCAAGGGCCGCGAGCACGAGCAGCACCCGCGGCCCUUGACUAUCCCCGAGAUCCACGAGUACGCGGAGCUCUUCGCGACGGCGGCGCGCAACGCGGUCUUCCGCGCGGGCUAUGAUGGGGUCGAGAUCCAUGGCGCGCAUGGGUAUCUGAUCGAGCAGUUCUUGUCGGACAGGUCGAACAGGCGGACGGAUGAGUAUGGGGGGAGCAUCGAGAAUCGGGCGAGGUUUGCGCUGGAGAUUACGGAGGCGGUGGUGCGCGCGGUGGGCGAGGAGCGGGUCGGGUAUCGGGUUAGCCCGUGGAGUACUUACCAGGAGAUCAACAUGCCGGACCCCAAGCCAGCCUUCGGCUACCUCGCCACGCAGCUGCGCGACCGCUACCCGAAGCUUGCCUACUUGCACGUCGUCGAGCCUGGCGCAGCUGCCGACGACGCUGCCGACCCCGACAAGUACGCCAAGGACGCGUCGAACGACUUUCUGCGCGAGAUCUGGAAGCCAAAGGAGCGUCCCUUUAUAUCUGCCGGUGGCUACACACGCGAGACAGCUAUCAAGACUGCCGAGGAGAAGGGUGACCUGAUUGGGUUCUCGAAGUUGUACAUCGGCAACCCUGAUCUUCCACGCCGCCUGAUGGAGAACGCGCCUCUGAUCAUCCCUGAGCGAAAGUACUUUUACAGUCGUGCUUCUGAGGAUGCGAAGGGGUAUACCGAUUAUCCAUUCUGGGAGCCCGUUCCGUCCAAACAGGUCCCGACCAUGUAGAGAAACUUGCACAACCUAGAGCUCGAUAUCAGUAGAUUUGUAUAGACUAGAAUUAUGGUGGC
Molecule: messenger RNA, 1220 nt
Organism: Schizophyllum commune H4-8
Lineage: Eukaryota; Fungi; Basidiomycota; Agaricomycetes; Agaricales; Schizophyllaceae
Product: FMN-linked oxidoreductase
Exons: 4
Coding region: 1-1158 (385 amino acids)
Molecular function (GO): FMN binding; NADPH dehydrogenase activity
Source: RefSeq, a predicted model, not a curated record